GUUAUAUGUGUGUAAGACACGAACUUGUCAUAGCUGAUAAAUACCUAUCAAAUCUUUAGUUAACUGGAGUAAUGACGAACAUCCCGAAUGUAGAACUAUUUUGUUUUUCUGUAGAACUGGACAAGUUCAAAUAUGUGGCUAAAAGUUAAUUUUUUUCCUAUUAUGAAACAUAAACCAAAUGUUUUAAAACAUGCUUACUAUAACGUCCAAUUGUCUGUCUUCCCCGUAGCUCAGCUCAGUAAAUUCUUUAGUUUUUGACUGUGGCUCUACCAGCUAAUUGGUCUGUUUUUCUCAGGUAAAUAUUUCCAACUAGAAGCAAAGCUAAGAAGAUGGAGGAAGCAAAGGAGGAGGAAGUUUCAUCCAGUGCUGUCGGUCUCAGUCUUUGUGACUCUGUGCCCCUGCUGUGGAGGAUGGAAGACAUUAAAAAGUUCCGCUCCAUGGGUUUAGUUGGUUCUUUAGUGGGAGCUCUUCCUCGAGCACCGCGGCAGAAUGGUCGAAUGGGUCGCCCUCUGCUGCUGCUACCGGAAGAGGAGCGUUUGCUUAGUGAAAAACAGGCUGCUGCUGCUCUACCUGUAGCUAACCAGAGAGCUGAAGGGGUGGAGGAGCUCCGUCAAAAGGUGGAGCAGUAUGAAGCGCACCUACAGCAAAGUUAUGAGGAGCAGAGUGCUCUUGCCCUGGAGGACAGGAAGGCUGCAAUGCUGCGAGCAAUGACGUCUUCAAACACACACACUCAGUCAUCAGAAGAUGCCUGGAAGCACCGCCUGGAGACCCUGGACCAAAACUUCUCCUUCCCUCAGUCCGCUAUGGCGGUCCAGCUGAGCACAGCGAGGGCAGGACUGACCUACUACCCCCAGGACCGGGCCUUCCUGCAGGCUGACUGGCCAACUAGGCAACGAGAUGGCCCACGCUGUGAUGCCAGGUACCGGGUGUUCAGAGACCUGAAAGGGCGCGGCUUCUAUCUGACAUCAGCUGGGAAGUUUGGAGGCGACUUCCUUGUUUACCCAGGAGACCCUCUGCGUUUCCACGCACACUUCAUUGCUGUGUGUCUUGAUCUGGAGGAGUCCAUGUGUCUGCUGGAUGUCCUCGCUGUGGCACGACUGGGAUCUAAUGUGAAAAAGACUGUCCUGCUCUGCUCCUCAGUAAAGGAUGGGACAGUGGUGUACACAUCACUACAGUGGAGCGGGAUGGCUUAAUAACUCUGGACCCUGUGCAGGGUCUGGAUCCUAUGGAAAGACUCAGCACCAGAUCUCUGAAACGGAGGACAGAAGCAAGACUGGACUUAAGAUUCAGCAAAGAUCAUGGACUAGACCUGAACCAGAACCAAGACCAAAUGCUGAUCUCUGUCAGGUACAGAGUCCAGUACCUUGCCUAAUGUCGCAGAGUUCAGUGCCUGCAGAGUAAUUGUGCUGUUUCACAACAUAGUAGUCACUCCUCAUGUGACCAACAGGGGGACAGAAAAUGAACUGUUAUGAUUCUGAUUUCUGUCCUGCUGUGUCCUAUUGUUGUGAUGUCAACAAUUGCUGUGUUUGUGUGUAACCUUGCCUUCUGCCCAUUCCAUAAAUGAUGUCUGUCCACUGUAGGACCAAAAACAAAUGGAGAAACUCUGUUGUUGUCAGAAGUUGUGGUUUGAGUAUAAAACAGGCUGCUUCACUCUGA
This is a messenger RNA of Cynoglossus semilaevis (tongue sole), 1656 nucleotides long. RefSeq names its product TSEN34 tRNA splicing endonuclease subunit (gene tsen34). Gene Ontology annotation, molecular function: tRNA-intron lyase activity; nucleic acid binding. The coding region runs from base 330 to 1193 and encodes 287 amino acids. The record is from RefSeq and is a predicted model, not a curated record. Gene Ontology annotation, cellular component: tRNA-intron endonuclease complex. Lineage: Eukaryota; Metazoa; Chordata; Actinopteri; Pleuronectiformes; Cynoglossidae. The transcript has 4 exons. Gene Ontology annotation, biological process: tRNA splicing, via endonucleolytic cleavage and ligation; tRNA-type intron splice site recognition and cleavage.